CCCUCAAGCCAAUGGCGAUGCCCGUUGCUUGAAUCCGGCCCGCCUGGGCGAGCCAUCUUGCUGCUCGCUCUGCAGACCGCUGAGCUGUACAUUCUCGGUCCGAAGGGAAGGGGAGCAGCCAUGCCGCACUAUCAGACCUGGGAGGAGUUCACCCGCGCGGCCGAGAAACUCUACAUGUCCGACCCCAUGAAGGUAAAGGAGAAGCGAGGAGGCUCGCAAGCUUUUGCUGAAGAGGCUGCGGGGGGGGGGAGUGUCUGGUCGGAUGUCUCGCCCACAAGGUCUGCCAGGAUCUUGUGAUACCUAAUAGCUCCUAGCUUUGAUUUACAUCUAUUAUAGGCGCGCCGGUCUGACUAAAACGUCCAGAGCUCGUAGUUGUGAUCCUGAAAGUCUUCACGUGGUUUAUUUUUUAAGGUUCUUUCCUUUGAAUUCGUUUGUGAAAUUGUUUUGGCUCUCACCCCGGGUUUGGGGGAAAGAAGCAUUUUUUAAAUGGCUGUAGGAAAAUAUCCCUCGGAUAGUGGUUUCCAUAUAAGAUGGCGUUGUAAGCAUUCAUGCGAACUUCGCCCAGUCACAUUCUUCCAGUUCGAGAAGCUGGUCUAGAUUUGGGAAGGUAUUGUGAGCAGAUAGGGAAAUGUGUGACUCAAUGGUGUGCAUUCCUUUUAGGAAUCAAAGGACACCUAAGGUAAAUGGGUUUGGGCAAACGGGUUAGUAAAAUGAAUGAAAGGGCUACUAAUCCCUGCAGAGCUAUUUUCACAGCUGGACUGAAAAACUAUGCUUCUGUGCUUUUGAGUGCGAAGAUGACAGCCAUUUAUUCACCCAUAAGAUGUUGCUUCUUUCAUUUCAGGUGCGUGUGGUACUGAAAUAUCGGCACUGCGAUGGUAAUCUGUGCAUUAAAGUAACAGAUGAUGUAGUUGUAAGUAAAGCUCCUGCAGUUUAUUGAUUUGGGCAGGCUGGGAAAUGUUUGGGGCAUCUGCCAAAGUUGACCCGUGGGGGUGGGGAGAUAAAGAUCUGGCCCUUUGGGCCAAAAGCAAUCCCUAAGCUAAAUUAUUUGGAUGAAUAGUCUCUAAUAUAUUCAGCUGAAAACUGCAUGUGGUGGUUUUUGCAGCAAAACAGGUGGUACUUUAUCAGUUCCUCCAUUGGUCUAUGCAAAUCUCACUUCCUAUCUUGAGCUUAUUUCCUUCUGGUUUGCAUCAUCCCUUGUAUGUAGGGGGUGGGGCUAAUGAGGAAGGUUGCUACACAGGCAAAUGGUGAGAUGAAGAGUUAAGCAGCCUCUGCCUGCUUGACAUUCCUCCACUGAAAGUAGAUGCAGACUAUCUGCUUACUAAAUGUUUAGUGCUCUGGUCCAUGGGGUCACAAAGAGUUGGACACGACCAAAUGACUGAACAACAAACAAUGCAUUUGGAUGCCUCCUAUGUUAUCAUAACAAAAAUAGGCUUGAUGGUACCUGAGCUCAAGGAGCAAUUUUUCAUCUAUAUUUGGAUAUUAUUCAAAGCCAUUUUGAAUCACAAUUGUAGAACAUUUCAAAACAGCACUACACUGAUUUUGACCGCUGAUUUUAGAACUACAUUUGUGUGUGUGUGGAGGUGGUGUUUCUUAGAAUUCCUGAACAACACUGGCAUCUAAUAUUUAAAAAGUUGGUAGAUUAUUGGGGCAUCUCCUAUUGUAUAUCAAAGUUUACCCUAAAUGCUCAAUGGAGAAAUUAUUUUAUCAUCUUGAAUGCCUUCAAACCAUUUCCUUAAGUCUUCCAUAUAGGGGUAUGCCUAUGGGACUAUUUAUUUUUAUUUAUUGUAAAUAAUGAUAAUAAUAAUAUGUCCCCAGUCACAUUUAUAUCCCACCUUUUUCUCCAUAGAACUCAAGAUGGUGUAAAUGGUUUUCUCACUCCUCAUUUAAUCCCCACAGCAACCCUGUGGGGUUGGUUAGGCUGAGAGGCAGUGAUUGGCCCAAGGUCACCUAGUGAGCUUCAUGGCUGAGUGGGGAUUUGAACCCUGAUCUCACAGAUCCUCAUCUGACCCUCUAACCACUACACCACAGUAGGUGGGACAUUAAGCUUUCAGAAAAAAGCAUUGCACUUUAAAAUUUGGAAAUAGUGAAAUAUUAAUCUCGGACUCAACAACAUACAUUUAUUAAAAAAAACUACUAAAACUUCAGCACAUAAUUAGAAAUGACUUUAACAGUAGUGGACAAAUGUAAUUCCUGUGUAUUCUAUAUGUAAAGCUCUUUGAGUUUACUCAAAGAAUGCUAAAACAGUUAGGCAUUACGGUCCAUAGGAUGGCCAGUUCUAGUUCUUUGUUAGCUUUUUAUUGAAGGGCGUAUGAAAAAUCCUUUGUAUGUCCCAUGUAGUCCAGCUUUUACUUUGUAACAGUGGCAAGCCAGAUGUGUCUGAAACUCACAAAUCAAGGUGAUGGCUAUUUCUGUUUGACCCAAUCAUCUGGUACUUGCUAUCCUGGCUAGCAGGCUAGCUGUUACGCCGCUCCUUUGAAAUCUAUCAUUGUAGUGCAGCACCAAGCUGUUGUUGUUGUUGUCAUCGUCUUUGAAGAACUGAACAGAAAUGAGAAUCUGCUUUGUUUCAGAAAAAUUGAAUAAAAUGAAAUUGUGAUGUUUAUUGUAUCUGCAAAACGUGCUAAAUCAGCUCUUUUUGCACCUGUAUAAAACCAAGGGAUAUUGUUUUAGAAACAAUAAUAUCUGGUCCCCCUUUAAGACUUUCCAGAACCUGCUGUGUUCACAAGUCCAGUUUUAACAAACUGGUUCUGUUCUAGUUUUACUGUUAGCUUUUCAGAAUUUGUUAGCUGGUUCUAAAUAAAUUUGUUGGCUUCACCACAAAAUAUUGCAGAACUUAGAUCUGAAUAAAGUUGUAUCACACUGCAUAGUUAACCUGCUUUUAAAAGAAGUGUUGUCUUUUAAUAAAAAACGGGUCAGAAAUUCAGAAUACAGUAUUUUGGUGAAAUAAUUCUCUUGUGGAAGAAAUGGAAAUAUUUUUUUCCUGCCAACAUUAUGAGUCUGGAAUGCCUCAUGUUGCAUGCUCAUUGGCCCAUAUCUGAAGGCAAACAGAUGUGUCUCAGGCUAAGACUUCAGGCAAAUAAGAAAAUAAAGGUAUGUUUUUUGGAGAAAGAUUCUACACAGUUAUAUUUAAUAUUUACUUCCACUCAAUAAAUAGUGUUUAAGGUUGGAGUCAUGGUUCAGGUAGCUAACCUUAGCCAGCUUUCUUAACUUCCCUGUAAGCACUGUGAUAAUAAUAAUAAUAAUAAAUUUUAUUUAUAUCCCGCCCUCCCCAGCCAAACUGGGCUCUAACAUCAAAGUAGUUGCCCUUUUCACAGGCUAGGAAUGUAGGAAAAUGUAAGAAUAAGGGCAUAUUUUAAAGGACAGCUUUUUAAAAAGUGUCCUUAUGCUCUAUUUCAGCUAUAAUACGCUAUCUAAUACCUAAGCUACAACUUCUCUACACACUUACUUGUGAGAAAGCCUCAUUAAACUUGGUAGGGCUUCUAGGUAAAUCUGCACUUCAUUGGGUUGCACGUGUUGUUUGAGAAGUGUGUUUCUAACAGUGUGGAUGAGUAACUGUGUUUGACAUUACCAUCCUUGCAACAACUUAAGUGAAAGGUAUUUUCUGUCCUUAAGAGUACCAUGCAUUGUAAACCAAAAUUGGACUGUGGAAAAAGUUGUGUGUUCUCAAAAUACAGUAGCACAAAUUUCAAAACAAAUGUUGUUCAAUAUAGCACAAUAUCUUUUAUUUCUGGUGCAACAUUAUCUAAAAAGCAUCUUCUUGAUGUCUUGGGUAAAUCAAAAUUAAAGUUAUCAUUCUCUCCCUCACCCUUUUUUCUUUCAGUGUCUGCUCUAUAGGACAGACCAGGCUCAAGAUGUAAAGAAGAUAGAGAAAUUCCACAGUCAACUAAUGCGACUCAUGGUAGCCAAAGAAUCCCGCAGUGUUGUCAUGGAAACAGACUGAAUAGCUGGAAAUAAAAUGAAUGCUCCAGUCAUAUUUCACAGGAGGAAAAUAUCACUGGAUUUGGGCAGAUUUUUCGACAGAAGUGUGGCAUAAAGUGGAUUGUAAAGGGGGUUUUGUAAGGAUUUUCAGGCUCCACUUCAGAGUGGUGAGAGGACUAUAUGCUUUCAUUUGAAAGCCUCUAUUUAUUUUUUUAAUUUGAGCAAAAGAGUAUAUCCUCUGCUGGAAAUACUGAAGGUUAAAAUAUGUUAGGGUAGAUUUGUACGUUUUCUUUUGUAAAUCUCAGCACUCUGCUUAAAAAUAAAUGGGAGGAAGCAGGUGUGCUUCUCUGAGGGGACUUCAAGAUGCUAUCAUAGAGGAGUUUUUGCUUGUUCUUAAUGAAUUUUAUGUUGCUGUGUUGGCUAAAGUGAGAAGAACAAUGAAUUACUAAUGUAGAAAUGGGGUGUGAUAAGCCUUUAUGUAUGGAUAUAUUGAGUUAGCGAUAGCAUCUUCCAAAACUGAUUAAAAUUGCCAAAAUAAAUAGUUGGCAAUACAGCUAAGCCUGUGUAUAAACAUUUUAUGGAUCUGAAAAACUGAUACUGGCCUGAAAAUCAUCAAUAUAUAUCGACUACUUAGUUGUUAUCUAAAAUUUGAUAAGGAAUAAACUUUUGUUCAUGACAGGCAAGUGUUCACAGAAACAGAUUCAGGACUUUAUUUGGAGUGUCUUAUUCUGGAUUUGCCCAAUGUGGUUUGUUGCAGCUAAAACAUCUGUACAAGUUUUUAAAAUAUCCUUUACCACAUUGCUUUCACUUUUUAAGCUUUAAAUGUUUCUGUUAUAAAGGUAUCAUAAUCACCAAACACUAAAAUUGGUGCUACAGUAUGAGUGGUAUUACAUAUUGUUAAAUACAGCAGUUGAGAGAGGGAAAGCUUAGCUACUACAUAAAUUGUAUGUAUGUAUGUACUUAGUGUCAAAUCAUAACUGUUUUCAUGAUGCCUCUUCUCCAAGAAAGCAGUCUUUUCAUAUUGUCCUCAUAUGCUAUAGAAACCAUUACAAGGGGGUGUUGGUUACACAAGUAUGCUUCAUACAGCAUGGUGAUUUGUCUGAUGCCACUUCAGGUGCUGAUAUGAGAUCAGCAAAAUAAAAUACUUGCCAGUACC
This is a messenger RNA of Podarcis lilfordi (Lilford's wall lizard), 5071 nucleotides long. The record is from the annotation of a GenBank genome assembly. Lineage: Eukaryota; Metazoa; Chordata; Lepidosauria; Squamata; Lacertidae.